Messenger RNA from Lactuca saligna, 474 nucleotides. NCBI's taxonomy places the organism in Eukaryota, Viridiplantae, Streptophyta, Magnoliopsida, Asterales, Asteraceae. The record is from the annotation of a GenBank genome assembly.
AUGACUAGAAGGGUUGAAGCUGAAGUUGAUCCUCAAAAGCAGAUUGUUGAUGCUGAUAUUCUAGAUGUUGAUGCUACAAUGGAUCAACCCAUUCCUGACACUGGUGAUCAUUUAGAGACCCAUGACUAUGAAGGGUUACUUGAUCUUGGUUUCAUGCAACAAGCUGUUGUUCUUGCUGUUCCCUUAAAUGUUGUCUACGCUGGAUAUUACUUCGAGGUGGAAAUUUCUCAAGAGGGAGUAAAGUUGGCAAUUCAGCAGCUACUCAACAAAGUCAAGAAGUUGAACCUUGUGCCCUCAGCUGGUCCAUCUAGACCAUCAUCCUCAGGAAGAACAAGCGCUCCCCGACAGUCCAAUAAUACCAAGUUUCUUAUUCCUUAUGGAACUUGGUAUAUUAAUAAUGAAUUACCAGUGGGUGUUGAACCAGUCCAAUACCUGCUUAUUUCAGAAACCGGAGCAUAUGAUAUUUUAUCUUGA